AUGGCGAAUCCAACCAAUGCAGAAGCCCUCACGGCCUGGGACUUGAAUGCCAGCUUCUGGGACCAGCAUAUGGGCUACGAAGGCAACGAUUAUUACAGAAUCGUGGAACUCCCUUCGCUUGAGCGCACGGCAGCCGUGAAACCCGGCGAUAGGGCGUUGGACCUUGCGACAGGAAACGGGCUUGUCGCGCGCUGGCUAGCGUCGAAGGGUGCUCGUGUCAUUGCAACAGAUGGCAGCCAGGCCAUGAUCGAUCAUGCAAAACAAAGAAGCACAAAUGCUAAUGGAGAAAAUGUCAACUCCAUAUCGUACCAAAUCUUGGAUGCCCCGAGCACACAGAGCUUCGAAAAUUUCAUCGCAAAGGAGACAGCGGAAGAGGGCCCAUUCGAUAUCGUCGUAAUGAACAUGGCCAUCAUGGAUAUCGCUACUCUUGAACCAUUAGCAGCUGCUCUACCAAAACUACUGAAGCAAAAUACUGGACGAUUUGUUGCAACGCUCCUCCAUCCCCUCAUCACCGCUGGAUCCACGCGCGUGCUCGAAUACGGGGAUAGCCGGGAAACAGGACGCGAGGAGGAGCAUGUCAGCCUAAAGAUAACCACAUACCUCCAUUCUCCCGCUCCGAUGAAGGCGGAAGCGAUCAAAGGCCAGCCUUUUUAUCAGGAUGAGGACCAUUGGCUACUGAACAUUGACACCCGUGGCAACUGCCCUAUGUACUUUUCCGCGCUGGACAUCCUGCGACAAACGGAAAUCAGAAGUCCAGUUAAGAGUGGACGAACACAGCGCGUUGCUCUCUGCGUAGACCCUUUAACGGGUCGUUUCAACUACCGAUCAAGCAAGCAAGCACGGUGGUCCUUGCUUGUCCUGGGAAGGACAUCCAUGGAUAGUAUCAACGGCGCGACAUUGAAAGCAUCCACCGCCCGCCCCGUCGCUGCCCCGGCAAAGACCGAGAGAUAA
Molecule: messenger RNA, 951 nt
Organism: Histoplasma mississippiense
Lineage: Eukaryota; Fungi; Ascomycota; Eurotiomycetes; Onygenales; Ajellomycetaceae
Exons: 8
Coding region: 1-951 (316 amino acids)
Source: RefSeq, a predicted model, not a curated record